Molecule: messenger RNA, 2769 nt
Organism: Histoplasma capsulatum G186AR
Lineage: Eukaryota; Fungi; Ascomycota; Eurotiomycetes; Onygenales; Ajellomycetaceae
Product: trehalose-phosphatase
Exons: 3
Coding region: 1-2769 (922 amino acids)
Biological process (GO): cellular response to heat; trehalose biosynthetic process; fungal-type cell wall organization
Cellular component (GO): alpha,alpha-trehalose-phosphate synthase complex (UDP-forming); cytosol
Molecular function (GO): catalytic activity
Source: RefSeq, a predicted model, not a curated record
AUGGCGUCCAAUGAUGUCGGGACUCCCAGCGGAACAGCUUCUGGCAACCCUGAAUCGAUUGCUCCCGAGAUGAGCUCCAAAACAACGGAUGCGGACCGUUUUCUGAGAAGCGUUGGAAAUAACGAUGCCGAGCUUGUGGUUAAUAUACAACAUGGGACACUACCAAAAUUUCCUGGGAGCCCAACGGAGGCUGCUAAAGGAGUCAAAUCCGGGGCAGACCUCCUACGUCGUUUGAGCCUUGUUCGUUCUUCAAAACCCGCUGCGCCGUCAAUAGAACCCCAAGAGGGGCACCCGGGACUACAUUUGACGGGAAGAAUCAUCAGUGCUGCAUUUUGCAUCCCAUACAAGCUCAGAAUACGACCUGGCCGUGACUGGGAACUUAAGCACCGACCGGGAACCUCCGCCUUGUUUGAUUCGUUCUCUUACCUUGCCUCGUCAAAAACGUCAUGGAAUCAUAUCAUGGUGGGGUGGACGGGCGAAAUCGAGCAAAUCCACACCCCAGAGAGUGGGCAUGCGACUUCCCCGGGACAGUCGCUGCCCGCUGGUACUGUCCCUACCUCUCUGAAUAAAGCGUCCGCUCCUGUCCCAAUUGACCCCUCCGAAAAGCCCAGUUAUUCAUUUCAAGAUGGAAUAUGUGUCACACAACAGGAUCGCAUUCACCUUGAAGCCCAACUCCGCAACAGCAGAUUUGGAAGGGUGCUCCCAAUUUGGUUAACCGACGAACAAGAAUAUCCAGAUCAAAACCUAUAUCUCAAGGACCAGGGAAGAUGGAGGCGUUACCCUGAGAGAGAACUAUAUCCUGUUCUCCAUUAUAAACAACGCAGCUCGACUGAUGGCUGGUCUGAGCGGAAAUGGUGGGCAGACUACGUGAGACUCAACAAACUUUUCGCGGAUCGCAUUUUGGAGACCUACACCCCAGGCGAUAUAGUGUGGAUUCACGACUAUCAUUUGUUUCUUCUCCCAGGCAUUAUACGCCAAAUGGUUCCCAACAUCUACAUCGGCUUCUUCCUUCACGCACCCUUCCCGAGCAGCGAGUUCAUGAGAUGUCUUUCCAAAAGGAAAGAUAUUCUCACUGGCGUUCUUGGCGCAAAUAUGAUAGGUUUCCAGACAUUUUCAUAUUCCCGUCACUUUGCUUCUUGCUGCACGAGAAUCUUGGGGUUUGAUUCAAAUUAUGCGGGCAUUGAUGCGUAUGGAGCUCAUGUUGCCGUUGAUGUUUUUCCAAUCGGAAUUGACGUAGAUGCGGUGCGGAAGCUUGCCUAUGAAGAACCAGGUAUUGGUGAAAUUGUUAACAGCAUCAGAAAACAAUACCACGGAAAAAGAAUCAUUAUAGGAAGAGACCGGCUAGAUUCUGUACGCGGGGUGACGCAAAAGCUGAUGGCCUUUGAAACAUUUCUUGAGCGGUAUCCUCAGUGGCGCAACAAGGUUGUUCUGAUACAAGUAACAAACCCGACAAGUGUGGAAGAGGAGAAAGAGGAAUCCGAAGCAAAGAUUUCAAGUCAAAUGUCACAUCUCGUUUCCACUAUCAACGGGAGAUUCGGGUCACUGAGCUUCUCCCCUGUUCAACAUUAUUCCCGGUAUCUCGUCCCGCAGGAAUACUUUGCCCUUUUACGAGCUGCAGACAUUGGACUUAUCACCAGCGUUCGUGACGGCAUGAACACAACCAGCCUAGAAUACGUUGUGUGCCAGCACGAAAAUCACGGUCCAUUAAUCCUUUCUGAAUUCUCUGGUACAGCAGGCAGCUUAAGCAGUGCUAUCCACAUUAACCCUUGGGAUCUGGGAGGUGUUGCCGACGUCAUUAACCAAGCACUGUUGAUGACACCGGAGGAAAGAGAAGCGCAACACAGCCAACUCUAUAAAUACGUCACAACGCACACAAUCACCUCAUGGUCCGACAAAUACCUCAAACGCCUCCUAACCAAUCUUUCCUCAUUCGAUCAGUCUAUCGCCACCCCUGCCCUUGAUAAAAGUAGACUCCUCUCGCAAUAUCGAAAAUCUCGUGGACGUUUGUUUAUGUUUGACUACGAUGGCACCUUGACGCCUAUCGUCAAGGACCCCCAGGCUGCAAUCCCAUCGGAUCGUGUACUACGUACCAUCAAAACCCUUGCUGCCGACCCGAAGAAUUCUGUGUGGAUCAUUAGCGGUCGGGACCAGGCCUUCCUCGAUGAGUGGAUGGGCCAUAUCUCCGAACUUGGUUUGAGCGCUGAACAUGGGUGUUUCAUCCGCCAUCCUCGAAAUGACGAUUGGGAGAACCUGACUGAGAAAUCCAACAUGGGCUGGCAGAAGGAAGUUCUGGAAAUUUUUCAGCACUACACCGAGCGCACACAAGGCUCUUUCAUCGAGAGAAAGAGGGUCGCUUUAACUUGGCACUAUCGCCGAGCUGAUCCAGAAUACGGUACUUUUCAAGCUACAGAAUGCAGGAAACACCUUGAAAAUACUGUUUUGAAACGCUGGCCGGUCGAGGUCCUAUCAGGCAAAGCAAAUCUAGAGGUCCGGCCGACAUUUAUCAACAAGGGAUCCAUUGCCACUCGUCUAGUAGAAGAGUAUAAACAUGGUCUAGGCCAGGAUCCAGAUUUCGUUUUGUGUUUGGGUGACGAUUUUACUGAUGAAGAUAUGUUCCGCGCUCUCGCAAACAGUAGCCUUCCGCGAGAUCGUGUUUUCUCCGUCACUGUAGGUGCCAGCUCGAAGCAGACGCUUGCAAAUUGGCAUUUACUGGAACCAGCCGAUGUUAUCGCUACGAUUGCUUUGUUGAACAGCAAAACAAGCUCCUAG